AUGUCAUCUAUACCACCACCUUCCCCUCACAUUCAACACUCAUCUUUGAACCAUGCAUCCUCUUCGAACAGUCAUAGACCACCACCUGUCUCUCAGCAUCUUCCAUUCGAGAGGAUAGAUACUCACUCGAUUAAGCAGCAACUACACGAUUCACUGGGAGAGGACGGUCUUCCUUACUGGAAAGCUCUCAAUGGGUAUCUAUUGGGUCAAAUUGGUAGGGGAGAAUUGGAAGCGAUGGUACGGAGUUGGCUCAAAGGUGACAAGUUGGAACUACAUAAUACUCUCCUUCUUUCGCUACUGAAUAAUGCCUCGAUCCCACCUACUCUAUACACACCUAUGACUCCUGCCAGUGCCAAGAAGAGGAAAAGAGUAUCAUACGAUAAUCCCGAGUUUGACAUUGACGAUGAACAGGUCGAACCUAAAUCGAGGGUUCAAACUUGGAUAAUGGGUAUGGGAGGUAGAGAAAGAGCCAGGGUCAGAAGAGCUAUUUUUGGUAAAGCCACUGCUAAUGGUGAAGAAGAAGAAGUCGAUGAUGAGAUUGUUGGUAAAAAGUUAGGUGCUUGGAGUACUUAUUCACCUAGCUCCCUGAUACCACCAAUCGCCAUCCCCUCAAGACACCUACCUUCAUCUCAUCAACUAUCACUUCGACUAUCACAAUAUGCUCAAACGCAUUCUCUAUCGCUGGCACAAGAUACUUCUGAUGAGAUAGGAGAUUUUCUAGCUGUAGGACUCGACACGCAUGUGGAAGAUAUCUUACAUGGUAUUGUGCAUUUGACUGGACGUGAUAGACCUGGUAUAGGUACUGUUCGGAUACCCAAAGGUACCGUAAACGAAGUGACUUUGCCUUCAAUUGAUCAUCGCAGUCACUCGAGCCUGGGCUUAAAUGGUAUAGACCGUAAUAUUGGUGUCGGCCAUGAUCCAAAAGGAGGACCAGAUUUACCUAAACCAGAUUUGCAAACUUUACAUCAUCUGUUAUUGUUAAACCAAUCUUUACAGCCUCAAGUCUCCCCUGCAAUCUACAAAUUAAUGAAUGGUCAAACGUUCCAUGAACAGUACACAACCACACCGCUCCGAUCACAAUCGCAAUCUGAUCCUAUACCUUCUUCAAUCUCUCAGAAAAACAGGCGCGAUACAAGUAGGAUUGGAACAGCGAACGGGAUGACAAAAGUAAAGAUGAAUGGAGAGGUGAAAUCCGACCUGGUCAUGAACGAAUUGAUGGAAAGUGGUUUAUUGAAAUUGGAUAAAGCAGGAAGACAAUCUGAGAUUGAUGGUGGUGAUGGUAAGAAAGAGAAGAAACAUAAUCUGCAUUGGAAAUACGAAGAUCCAGCUGUUAUAUUGAAAGAUAUUCUGGGGUAA
Messenger RNA from Kwoniella shivajii, 1356 nucleotides. RefSeq lists its product as uncharacterized. Gene Ontology annotation, biological process: regulation of transcription by RNA polymerase II. The transcript has 3 exons. NCBI's taxonomy places the organism in Eukaryota, Fungi, Basidiomycota, Tremellomycetes, Tremellales, Cryptococcaceae. The record is from RefSeq and is a predicted model, not a curated record. Gene Ontology annotation, molecular function: transcription coactivator activity. Gene Ontology annotation, cellular component: SAGA complex. Bases 1 to 1356 code for a protein of 451 amino acids.